Messenger RNA from Lactuca virosa, 546 nucleotides. Lineage: Eukaryota; Viridiplantae; Streptophyta; Magnoliopsida; Asterales; Asteraceae. The record is from the annotation of a GenBank genome assembly.
AUGACAAAUACAUGGAACAAGAGUGUUACAGAAGUCACGUUAUUAGAACGGUUGCAUCACAAACGCUUGGCGAGCUCUACUUUAGUUACCGAGGAAAUCACCAUUCCUAAUUCUCAUUCUCAAUCAGAGUCUAAUAUGGACUCCACGUUGAAUAUUGAUGGUCAGGAUAUGAACUUGCCCCUUAUUCUUUCCCCCUCUAAGAGUGUUGAGAAAACAGAAACAGAGGGUAGGAAACUCCAUCCUUCAUCUAUUAGAACCACAUUAAGAUCUAAGAGGAAGGUGGUUGGGGAGAAACUUGUUUCCCUUGAAGGAGUUAUGAAUUACCCUGAUAAAGUGAUCGAAUUGUCUUUUCCGAAAUGCAAGAGGACCACUCAUGGGGGUGAAUCAAAAUCUCGUGGGAUUCCAUCGUCUGGUGGUCAUUCUUCUUCUGAGGAACCUACAUCCGAACCAACUAAGACAACUUAUCUUCAUGAGUACCUGACGGUUACCGAUCCCGAUCUGAAGCAUGCCGAGGAGAAUGCUGAAGCUGUGGUGUGUGCCAUGUGA